AUGAAGCUUUACGCUUUCCUUUUCGUUUUAUUUUCUUCCGUCGUUUUUGCUGCGCCUUGCGCCGAGUUGCACGGGAAAAACUACAACCGCGACCACGACCACGACGUCAAGACAGUUGCUGUGGCCGAGGAUCCCGUCGUUGAAGCAUGGAACCGAACUGUCGCUGUCGUCGCUCUUCCGCUCCUGGAGAAGCGAGAUGAUAUCGACGACUGGAACCGCGAUAAUCCAGAUAACCGCAUCGCUGCUUACUACGUAUGUCCUCACCCGCGCGUUCUCUUCACCGUGUUCAACGCGAGAGCCGUAUACCAGGCCUUCCGGCGCGGCGCUUGGUACAUCGCGCACCCGGGCGAGCUUCGGCCGCGCUGGAGCGGUCUCGAGCACCCGCACUCGGUGUGGCUACCAGACUACCGCGCGCAGCGCGUGGACCUAGGCCGCGCCGAGGGCGAGCUCUUCCUGUUCCCUGUGAACCCCACGCCGCUGGGCGAGUGGCCCGGCAUCGCGGGCGCGCCCGUCUCCGGACCCCCCGGGGACCACCGCGUCGUGCUCGACGAGCACGGGAUGUUUGCCGGGGUGGUGGUGCUGUUUGCGGGCGAGCCGGGGGGCGAGAGGCUCGUGUGGUGCUACCCGAUGCUUGAGUACGGCGCGAGAGACGUGGGCGCGACGGCGGAGGGGAAUCCGGGCGUGGAUGAGGCGUGGCGGGAUGGGUUUGAUGGGCAUUAUUUGUUUGCGCCGGAUCCGGUGGGGGGGUCGCGGCCGCCGGGGGUUUGA
Daldinia vernicosa is the source of this 768-nucleotide messenger RNA. RefSeq lists its product as uncharacterized. Bases 1 to 768 code for a protein of 255 amino acids. The record is from RefSeq and is a predicted model, not a curated record. Lineage: Eukaryota; Fungi; Ascomycota; Sordariomycetes; Xylariales; Hypoxylaceae. The transcript has 3 exons.